Molecule: messenger RNA, 1709 nt
Organism: Cololabis saira (Pacific saury)
Lineage: Eukaryota; Metazoa; Chordata; Actinopteri; Beloniformes; Belonidae
Gene: uqcrc2b
Product: cytochrome b-c1 complex subunit 2, mitochondrial
Exons: 14
Coding region: 58-1437 (459 amino acids)
Cellular component (GO): mitochondrion
Molecular function (GO): metal ion binding
Source: RefSeq, a predicted model, not a curated record
GUAGGGCACUUUGAACGGCAGCCAUAUUGGCGCAUCGUCCUGAAGGAGAGAGGGGAGAUGAAGGGGAUCCGGGGAAUCAGCCAGCUAUCGAGACGGUUCUAUGCCGCUGCCAGGCAAGGCCAGUCCCUUACCCAGCCCUUGGCUGGCCUCAAGUUCUCUCCUGGGGCUGCCCACAGCUAUCAGGAUGUGCAUGUAACUAAAGCGCCCAGUGGAUUGGUGAUCGCUUCACUGGAGAAUUAUUCUCCAGCCUCCAAGAUUGGUGUGUUCGUAAAGGCUGGCUGUCGUUAUGAAACUCCUGAUAACAUGGGGGUCACCCACCUCCUCCGGCUGGCCUCCAAUCUGACAACUAAAGGAGCAUCUGCGUUCAAGAUAUGUCGUGGUAUAGAAGCAGUGGGAGGCAGUCUGAGCGUUUCUUCAUCCAGAGAAAAUAUGAUUUACACCGUCGACUGCUUGAGAGAUGACAUUGAUACAGUGAUGGAGUUUUUGAUCAACGUGACAACAGCACCAGAGUUCCGUGCAUGGGAGGUGUCGGACCUGACGCAGAGAGUCCUGCUGGAUAAGACACAGGGUGCACAAAAUCCCCAGAUAGGUGUGAUUGAGGGUCUUCAUGAAGCAGCCUACAAAAACGCUCUCGGUAACUCCCUGUACUGUCCGGACCAUAUGGUUGGGAACAUCCAGUCUGAACAUCUGCACCAGUUUGUCCAGAACAAUUUCACAAGUGCAAGAAUGGCACUUGUUGGACUUGGUGUUGAACACGCUGUGCUGAAGCAAGUGGGGGAGCAAUUCCUCAACAUUCGCAGUGGAGCUGGAACCACAGCGCCUAAGGCUCAGUAUCGUGGAGGUGAAAAACGUCUGCUAAGCACCAGCAGUCUGGUCCAUUCAGCCGUGGUCAGCCAGUCAGCCGCAGCAGGCUCCAGCGAGGCUCUGGUGUUCAGCGUGCUGCAGCAUUUGCUGGGAGCUGGUCCUCACGUCAAGAGGGGAUCUGGUGUCUCCAGCAAACUGAUCCAGGGUGUUGCCAAGGCAACUGCUGACCCCUUUGAUGUCAGUGCUUUCAAUGCAAGCUACUCAGACUCUGGUCUGUUUGGAGUUUAUACCAUUUCCCAGGCUGCAGCAGCUGGUGAUGUGAUAAAGGCCGCUGUUGCCCAGGUGAAAGCUGUUGCUGAUGGUGGAGUCACAGCUGCUGAACUCACUCGAGCCAAGAACCAGCUAAAGAGUCACUUCCUGAUGUCCCUGGAAACUACAGAGGGUUUGCUGGACGCCAUGGGCACUCAGGCUUUGACCAGUGGAUCAUACCACUCACCUGAGGAAAUCUCCAAAAACAUUGACAACGUGUCCUUGAAUGACGUUGCUAGUGCUGCCAAGAAAUUCGUGACUGGGAAGAAGACGAUGACAUCUUGCGGCAACCUCGUAAAAACCCCCUUCGUGGAUGAGAUCUAAAGUCCUCUUCAUCACCUCACAGUUUUCCUUGAUUUGCGGCAAAGCAGCUAUCUUUUUCCUCCAUAUUUUUUCAAAAUAGAGGUCACUGUUUUUUGCAAUGCUGCUUUUCCAAAAAUAAAUUCACAACACCACUCAUUUGGUAUUUAUUGGUGUCGUAAAAGUAAAUAUUGAGGUGAUGCUGUUCAUAUGCAUCACAGUACUGUGCUUCUCUUACCUGUCCACAUUAACUGUAUAGCUGAUGUAAAAUAAGGAAUAAAGUCUAUAAACCUUAA